Trichomycterus rosablanca is the source of this 7741-nucleotide messenger RNA. RefSeq names its product protein NLRC5-like. Gene Ontology annotation, molecular function: protein binding. Gene Ontology annotation, biological process: intracellular signal transduction. The coding region runs from base 413 to 7741 and encodes 2442 amino acids. The transcript has 38 exons. Lineage: Eukaryota; Metazoa; Chordata; Actinopteri; Siluriformes; Trichomycteridae. The record is from RefSeq and is a predicted model, not a curated record.
GGUAAACAGGGGGAACUGAAUUCUCCGUCACGCCUGUUUAACUUUACAGCCUAGAUUUAUAUCGCUGUUAGGAAAUAUCGUUACAAAAUUAGUUUGUUCCUUGUUUACUGCAGAUUCAGUUCGUGUAGUUUUAUGUAUUUUUGGAUGUUUAUUAUUCGAGGACGAGACGAAAGAGACUCGAACUUAAGCACAGAGGAACGAAGGCCGAGAGCUGCAGCGUUUUUAUUCAGUUCUUUUUUUAAUGAAAUGAAAGUGAUUUUUGGAUGGAAUAAAUAAGAAGAUUUUUGAUCGGAUGGAAGGAGGCGUCAGCAUAAAUAAAUAGAAUGAAGUCUGUGUUUAAUAAGUGACUGAAGGUUUUGGUUUUUCUGACACAUUGUCAUCAGAGGCACGUGAGAAGCUCCAGAUCUCUAUAAUGAGUCUCCAGGAGGAACAGUGUGAUAUUCAGAGUGAAGGUGAAGAUAGACCCCCCUCUCCAACACCUACUGGUAUAUCCAUGAAGAGUGACUGGUCAAUGCACCAACCUCUUCAAUUUAAAGAUGGAAAAACAUCUCAGAAAAGUGAAGGUGAAGACAGACCCCCCUCUCCAACACCUACUGGUAUAUCCAUGAAGAGUGACUGGUCAAUGCACCAACCUCUUCAAUUUAAAGAUGGAAAAAGAUCUCAGAAAAGUGAGGGUGAAGAAAGAACCCCCUCUCCAACACCUACUGGUGUAUCCAUGAAGAGUGACCAUUCAAUGGCCCCACCUAUCAACUUUAAUGAUGGAAGAACAUCUCAGAAAAGCACAGAUCAUCUCAACCAAAAACCUGCUAACAAGCUACAGAAGAAGAUCUCAGACUUCAUCAGCGUCUUUGAUGAAGUGGAAAAGAAGAUCGUGGGGUUUGUAAAAAAGGAACUGGAAAUGUUUAAAAAUCUUUUGAAAGAAGAAAACACAAACUAUAACGAGGAAAUGAAGGAUGAGAAGAUGUUCAGUCUGAGAGACUCUGCUCUUAAUAUGAUAUUUCAUUUUCUGAAGAUGAUGGAACGUGAUGAUAUCGCUGAUGCUCUUCAGAAUGUGCUGAUUGGGUUUGAAAAGCAUAAACUGAAACUGAUACUGAGAAAGAAGUAUCAUCAUGUGUGGGAAGGAAUUUCAAAACAAGGAGAGUCCACCAUUUUAAAUCAGAUCUACACAGAUCUCUACAUCACUGAAGGUGGAGCUGGAACUAUAAACCAGGAGCACGAGAUGAGACAAAUCCAAAAGCAGAAAACCAGCGUAACAAAGGAAGCAACUCAAAUGCAGCAGGAGCGACAAAUUGAAUGCCAGAACAUGUUUGAACCACUGCCUGGACAAGACAAGAACAUCAGAACGGUGCUGACACAGGGCGUGGCCGGCAUUGGAAAAUCCAUCUGUGUGCAGAAGUUUGUUCUUGACUGGGCUACAGAUAAAAAAUAUGAGGACUUCAAAUUAUUGUUUCCUCUGCCUUUCAGAGAACUAAACUUAAAGAAAGAAAAGCGCAACCUGAUGGACGUCAUCUACGAGUUUUUCCCUGAAACUAAAGGACUGAGGUUCACAGACAGGUAUAAAGUCAUGUUCAUCUUUGAUGGACUUGAUGAAUGUCGACUCCCUUUGGCAUUCCAGGAAAAUGAAAGAUUGACAGACGCAUCGAUGCCAGCCACACUGGACGUUAUACUAACCAGCCUCAUGAAAGGAGACCUGCUUCCCUCAGCUCUGAUCUGGAUAACCACUCGACCUGCUGCAGCUGCUAGGAUCCCUGCUGAAUGUGUGGACCGGGUGGUGGAGGUCCGGGGCUUCAACGAUCGACAGAAGGAGGAGUACUUCAGAAAAAGAAUCAGUGAUGAGAGCCUCGCCAACAAUAUCAUCAAACACAUUAAAGCAUCUCGGAGUCUCUACCUCAUGUGUCACAUUCCUGUCUUCUGCUGGAUUUCAGCCACAGUUCUUGAGAAGAUUUUGAAGGAAACAGAAAAUGAAGAGACACCAAAGACGCUGACUGAGAUGUACACCUGCUUUCUGAUCUUCCAGACCAUCCAGGGGAACCUGAAAUAUACAGGAAAAAACUCCUCAGAUAUUCUAUGGGAUAAAGAGACCAUACUGGCACUGGGAAAGCUGGCAUUUUAUAACCUGGAAAAAAGCAACCUGAUUUUUUAUGCAGAAGAUCUAGAAGAGUGUGGAAUUAAUGUCAGUAAAAUCUCUGCAUACUCUGGCCUGUGCACUCAGGAAACAAGCAGGUUUCACGACACAGUUUUUAGCUUUGUGCAUCUGAGCAUUCAGGAGUUUAUCGCCUCUUUAUAUGCAUACAUGCGUCUCAGAAAUGAAAAUGUGAAUGUUUUUAACCAAGAGUCGACAUCAUCAGAGAACCCUGAGGAGAAAACUAUGGAACUGCUCAGGAUUGCAGUAGACAAAGCUUUGGAGAGCAACAGUGGACAUCUUGAUCUUUUUCUUCGGUUCCUUCUGGGUCUCACAGUUGACUAUAAUCAGAAACUCAUCCGAGGUCUGUUGAAGUCCAGUGGAAGAAGCUCUGACUGCCAGAAAGAGAUUGCUCAGUACAUCAAGAAGAAGUUUGAUGAAAACCCAUCUCCAGAGAGAUCCAUCAACCUGUUCUACUGUCUGAAUGAGUUAAACGAUGAUACUUUAGUAAAAGAGAUCCAAAUCCACUUGAGCUCAGGUCGUUUGUCUGAAGCUGAACUCUCACCUGCACAGUGGUCUGCUCUGGUCUUUGUGUUGCUGACAUCAGACAAAGAUCUGGAUGUUUUUGACCUACAGAAGUUCAUAAGAUCAGAUGAAUGCUUUAGGAGGCUGCUGCCAGUCGCCAAGGAGUCAAAAAGAGCUCUACUCAGUAGCUGUAACCUGACAGACAGAAGCUGCUCAGCUUUACUCACGAUUCUUAAUUCUGAAUCCAACCUGACCGAGGUGGAUCUGAGCAACAACGACCUGCAGGAUUCAGGAGUAGAGCUGAUAUCUGCUGGACUGAAGAAUCAGAACUGUAAACUGGAGAUACUGAGCUUGAGGAACUGCAGCAUUACAGAUAAAAGUUGUACUGAUCUGAAAUCAGCUCUUGAUGUAAAUCCAUCACACCUGAAAGAUCUGGAUCUGAGUAACAAUCAACUAGGAGAUUCAGGAGUGAUUCAGAUCUCUCAUCUACUGAAGAAUCCACAGUUCAAACUCCACAAACUCACAUUAUCAGAUUGUGGUGUAAGAGAGGAAGGUUAUGCUGCUCUGGCUGAAGCUUUGAGAUCAAACCCAUCAUCAGAGCUGAUGGAGCUGGAUCUCAGAGGGAACCAUCCUGGAGAUUCAGGAGUAAAACUGCUCUAUGAUUUACUACAGAAUAAAAAAUCUAAACUGAACACACUGAGGUUGUUGGGUGCUGCUGCAGAAGAAGCUUUCACUGAUCUGAAGAAGGUUGUGAGUAUAAACCUGUUAGUAGAGAGAGAGCUGGAUCUGAGUCAGAAGAUACUUGAAGAUUCAGGAGUGAAGAAGCUCUCAGAUCUACUGAAGGAUCCACACUGCAGACCCACCACACUCAGACUCAGUCAGUGUAAUCUGACAGAUGAAGGAUGUUCAGCUCUGUUCCAAGUUCUAUCAUCAGAUUCCUCCACUGUGAGAGAACUCGACCUGAGUAACAAUCAGAUUCAGGAUUCAGGAGUCAGACUCAUUUCUGAUCUACUCAACAAUCCAAAUUGUAAACUACACACUGUGGGACUCAGUCAGUGUAAUCUGACAGAUGAAGGAUGUUCAGCUCUGUUCCAAGUUCUAUUAUCAGAUUCCUCCACUGUGAGAGAACUCGACCUGAGUAACAAUCAGAUUCAGGAUUCAGGAGUCAGACUCAUUUCUGAUCUGCUCAACAAUCCGAACUGUAAACUACACACUGUGAGAUUAUCAGAUUGUGGUGUAAGAGAGGAAGGUUAUGCUGCUCUGGCUGAAGCUCUGAGAUCAAACGCAUCAUCAGAGCUGAUGGAGCUGGAUCUCAGAGGGAACGAUCCUGGAGAUUCAGGAGUAAAACUGCUUGAUGAACUACUACAGGAUCCAAACUGUAAACUGAAGACACUGAGGUUGGUAAAAACUGAUGAUGCUGAGAGAGUGUUAAAGUCUCUGAGUGAUAAACUUCAUGUGAACCCGUUACUGCAGAGUGAGCUGGAUCUGAGUCACAAAAUAAAAGGACAUCCUGGAAUGACGUCGUUUUCUGCUCUACUGGAAGAUCCACACUUCAGACCAAAGAAACUCACGUUGUGUGGGUGCAGCUUAACAGAGAACGACUGCACUACUCUGGUUUCAGCUCUCAGUAUGAACCCAUCACACCUGACUGAUCUGGAUCUGAGUCAAAAUCCAAUAAAAAACUCAGGAGUGAAGAAGCUCGUUCCUCUACUGCACAAGCAUCAAUACAACCUGGAACGACUCAAACUGAGUGAUUGUGAGAUCUCAGAUGAAGGUUAUGUUGCUCUGGCUGGAGCUCUGAUGUUAAACCCCUCAUCACCUCUAACUGAUCUGGAUCUCAGUGGAAAUAAUCCAAGAACAGAAGGAAUUAAGAUGUUUGAUAAUCUAUUGAAUAAACCAAACUCUAAACUGGAUGUGAGAUUUCUGAGGAGAAGCCCUGAGAUGGAUGAAGCUUGUGAUUAUCUGAAUAAAAUGUGUAUAAAGAUGUUCAACCGGAGUGAGGUGGAUCUGAGUGGAAGAAGAAAUAUUGGAGAUUCAGGAGUUAAACAUGUAUCGACUGUACUGAAGGAUCCACACUGCAUGAUUACACAACUCACAUUAUCAGAUUGUGGUGUAGGAGAUGAAGGUUAUGCUGCUCUGGCUGAAGCUCUGAGAUUAAACCGUUCAUACAUGAAGGAGCUGGAUCUCAGAGGGAACCAUCCUGGAGAAUCAGGAGUGCAGAAGAUCUGUGAUGUUUGUAAGGGUGGAUUGUAUAACCUUCUAACACUACAGUCUAGAAACUUGAGUGAAAUUAAACUGAGGCUGUUAAAAAGUCCUGAUGCAGAGGAAGCCAACACCACUCUCAAUCAGAUUCUAGGUAAAAACAUCUUACUGCAGAAGGAACUCGAUCUGAGCUCCAAAACACUGAAAGAGAUCAAAGUGAAUCAACUAUCAGCUCUGCUGGAGGAUCCACACUGUACAAUCCAAAACCUAACACUCAGUAGCUGUAACCUGACAGACAGAAGCUGCUCAGCUUUACUCACGAUUCUUAAUUCUGAAUCCAACCUGACCGAGGUGGAUCUGAGCAACAACAACCUGCAGGAUUCAGGAGUAGAGCUGAUAUCUGCUGGACUGAAGAAUCAGAACUGUAAACUGAAGAUACUGAGAUUAUCAGAUUGUGGUGUAAGAGAGGAAGGUUAUGCUGCUCUGGCUGAAGCUCUGAGAUCAAACCCAUCAUCAGAGCUGAUGGAGCUGGAUCUCAGAGGGAACCAUCCUGGAGAUUCAGGAGUAAAACCGCUGUAUGAGUUACUAGAAGAUCCGGACUGUAAACUGAAGACACUGAGGUUGUUGAGACCUGAUGCAGAACCUGGUUUUGAAUAUCUGAGGAACAUUGUGAAUAUAAACCCGUUACUGCAGAGAGAGCUGGAUCUGAGAGAGAAGAUACAUGGAGAUCCAGGAGUGAAGAAGCUCUCAGAUCUACUGAAGGAUCCACACUGCAGAACAACUAAACUCAUGUUGUGUAACUGCAGUAUUACAGAUGAAGGUUGUGCUGAUCUGAAAUCAGCGUUUUCUUUAAAUCCAUCACACCUAAAACAUCUGGAUCUGAGUGAAAAUAGGAAACUAGGUAAUUCAGGAGUACAGAAGCUCUGUGAUCUACUGAUUGAUCAAAAAUGCUUCCUGCAGAAACUGAUAUUAUCAGAUUGUGGUGUAAGAGAGGAAGGUUAUGUUGCUCUGGCUGAAGCUCUGAGAUCAAACCCAUCAUCAGAGCUGAUGGAGCUGGAUCUCAGAGAGAACGAUCCUGGAGAUUCUGGAGUAAAACCACUUUAUGAGUUACUAGAUCAUCCAGAAUCUAAACUGAAGACACUGAGGUUGUUGGGAGCUGCUGCAGAAGAAGCUUUCACUGAUCUGAAGAAGGUUGUGAGUAUAAACCUGUUAGUAGAGAGAGAGCUGGAUCUGAGUCAGAAGAUACAUGGAGAUUCAGGAGUGAAGAAGCUCUCAGAUCUACUGAAGGAUCCACACUGCAGACCCACCACACUCAGCUUGAGGAACUGCAGCAUUACAGAUAAAAGUUGUACUGAUCUGAAAUCAGCUCUUGAUGUAAAUCCAUCACACCUGAAAGAUCUGGAUCUGAGUAACAAUCAACUAGGAGAUUCAGGAGUGAUUCAGAUCUCUCAUCUACUGAAGAAUCCACAGUUCAAACUCCACAAACUCACAUUAUCAGAUUGUGGUGUAAGAGAGGAAGGUUAUGCUGCUCUGGCUGAAGCUCUGAGAUCAAACCCAUCAUCAGAGCUGAUGGAGCUGGAUCUCAGAGGGAACAAUCCUGGAGAUUCAGGAGUAAAACUGCUUGAUGAUUUACUACAGAAUAAAAAAUCUAAACUGACCACUCUGAGGUUGUUGGGUGCUGCUGCAGAAGAAGCUUUCAAUGAUCUGAAGAAGGUUGUGAGUAUAAACCUGUUAGUAGAGAGGAAGUUUGAUCUGAGUCAGAAGAUACAUGAAGAUUCAGGAGUGAAGAAGCUCUCAGAUCUACUGAAGGAUCCACACUGCAGACCCACCACACUCAGACUCAGUCAGUGUAAUCUGACAGAUGAAGGAUGUUCAGCUCUGUUCCAAGUUCUAUCAUCAGAUUCCUCCACUGUGAGAGAACUCGACCUGAGUAACAAUCAGAUUCAGGAUUCAGGAGUCAGACUCAUUUCUGAUCUACUCAACAAUCCAAACUGUAAACUACACACUGUGGGGUUAUCAGAUUGUGGUGUAAGAGAGGAAGGUUAUGCUGCUCUGGCUGAAGCUCUGAGAUCAAACCUAUCAUCAGAGCUGAUGGAGCUGGAUCUCAGAGGGAAUGAUCCUGGAGAUUCAGGAGUAAAACCGCUGUAUGAGUUACUAGAAGAUCCGGACUGUAAACUGAAGACACUGAGGUUGUUGAGACCUGAUGCAGAACCUGGUUUUGAAUAUCUGAGGAACAUUGUGAAUAUAAACCCGUUACUACAGAGAGAGCUGGAUCUGAGAGAGAAGAUACAUGGAGAUCCAGGAGUGAAGAAGCUCUCAGAUCUACUGAAGGAUCCACACUGCAGAACAACUAAACUCAUGUUGUGUAACUGCAGUAUUACAGAUGAAGGUUGUGCUGAUCUGAAAUCAGCGUUUUCUUUAAAUCCAUCACACCCAAAACAUCUGGAUCUGAGUGAAAAUAGGAAACUAGGUAAUUCAGGAGUACAGAAGCUCUGUGAUCUGCUGAUUGAUCAAAAAUGCUUCCUGCAGAAACUGAUAUUAUCAGAUUGUGGUGUAAGAGAGGAAGGUUAUGCUGCUCUGGCUGAAGCUCUGAGAUCAAACCCAUCAUCAGAGCUGAUGGAGCUGGAUCUCAGAGGGAACCAUCCUGGAGAUUCAGGAGUAAAACCGCUCUAUGAGUUAAUAGAUCAUCCAAAAUCUAAACUGAAGACACUGAGGUUGUUGGGAGCUGAUGCAGAAGAAGCUUUCACUGAUCUGAAGAAGGUUGUGAGUAUAAACCUGUUAGUAGAGAGAGAGCUGGAUCUGAGUCAGAAGAUACAUGGAGAUUCAGGAGUGAAGAAGCUCUCAGAGAUACUGAAGGAUCCACACUGCAGACCCACCACACUCAGGAGUUGA